Molecule: messenger RNA, 1656 nt
Organism: Exophiala aquamarina CBS 119918
Lineage: Eukaryota; Fungi; Ascomycota; Eurotiomycetes; Chaetothyriales; Herpotrichiellaceae
Exons: 2
Coding region: 1-1656 (551 amino acids)
Biological process (GO): protein refolding; response to heat
Cellular component (GO): cytoplasm
Molecular function (GO): heat shock protein binding; ATP binding
Source: RefSeq, a predicted model, not a curated record
AUGAGCGUGGCAGGCGCUGCCUGGGCUGGGACGGCUCCCGUUCCUCGCCGCUUGAUAAGAUCCGCCUUUCAUUGCCCACAGCAUUCAAAUACUUUCACGCGCAAGGCUCAGACGAGGCCCUUCUCACAUUCUUCGGUUGUCAAGCGACGCCUUACUAGCUGCGGGUCCACAACGAAGCCUAUCUCCCGAAAACCUACUAUAUCUUCCACAUUCUUCCGCACGCAGUCCCAAAGUCGACCGUUUUCAGCGACAUCAUCUCAACAAGCCACGAAAGACCCUUAUGCUACCCUCGGAGUGGGAAAGAACGCAUCGUCUUCCGAAAUAAAAAAGGCUUACUAUGCGCUGGCCAAAAAAUAUCAUCCUGAUACGAACAAAGACCCCUCUGCAAAGGAAAAGUUCACCGACGCUCAAUCCGCCUAUGAAUUGUUGAACGACCCUCAAAAGAAGGCCACAUAUGAUCAGUAUGGCUCCGCUGCCUUUGAUCAAGGAGCAGGCUUCGACCCCAAUGCCGCGGGGGGAAACCCCUUUAGUGGUGCUGGUGGACCGUUUUCCGGGUUUGGUGGAGGUUUUGGCGCAGAGUUCAAUUUCGAGGAUCUUUUUGGAGCCUUCACGGGAGGUCGUGCCCGCGGCAGAAGAGGAGGGUUUCAGCAGGAAGAGGUUCUGCUGGGCGAGAAUAUAGAGGUGCAGACGAAUAUUUCGUUUAUGGAUGCCGCGAAAGGUGUGACCAAGAACAUCACCAUUACUCCACUGGUACAGUGCGGAACCUGCCACGGCAAUGGUCUUAAGCAGGGAGCUUCAAGGCAGACAUGCAAGAGCUGUGGGGGCACCGGGACUCGUGUCCAUGUCAUGCAGCAAGGAUUCCAGAUGCAGAGCACUUGCUCUGCCUGCUCAGGAAGCGGCCAGACAGUCCCGAGAGGAUCCGAAUGCAACACAUGCUCUGGAAAUGGUGUCGUGCGACAGCGUAAGACGAUACCUAUCGAAAUACCCCCUGGAGUUGAAGAUGCCAUGAGGAUGAGGGUCGUGGGUGAGGGUGACGCUGCACCUACCGGGCUGUCGCCAAAUCCAAAUGCUCGUUCACAAACCGGCGACCUAUUUGUCUUCAUCAGAGUCGCUCCGGAUGCUCGAUUCCGUCGCAACGGCGCCGAUGUGCUCUACACGGCCACGUUGCCGUUGACGACCGCCCUUCUAGGUGGUGAAGUCCAAAUACCUACACUUGAUGGAGAGGUCAAGGUCAAGGUUGCUACCGGUACCGGAACAGGCGACAAGAUUACUCUUCCUGGAAUGGGUAUGAAGCGACUCAGUGGAGGUGGUCGCAACUCUUCGGGGGAUCUCCGGGUAGAGUUCAAAGUCAACAUGCCGAAGUAUUGGAGCGCCAAUCAACGCACCAUCAUUGAAUUGCUGGCCGAUGAAAUGGAUGACAAAACCGCCAAGAGAAUCAUGAAUAUAACUCAAUACAAGCAGGAAGCGAAGGACAAGCCAUCAAAACCAUCCAACAAGGCAGAAGACCACAAGAAUGAAGGAUUCCUCAAAUCCGCGUGGCAUAAGCUCACCCAUCAGCAUGAUAGCCUUGAGUCCGAAACCAGCGACAAGAAUAAGGAACAUAAACCUCAAUCGAAAGAUGACGAGGAGCCGAAGAAAGCCUCUGGAUCAGGAUAA